AUGACGCUAUUUAGCCCGACCACUGUCCUCGUCGGCUUCCUCCUCCUCUACCUGUCCUCUUUCCUUAUCUUCGCCAUCGUUCGAAUCGCAACCGGAAUCUCCAUUCAGCGAAUCGGAUACUUUUCUUUGCGCCGUAUUGCAUACGUCCCCCGCGAGGGAGUGCAGAUCGAACUCCGCGGGCUUGGGCUUUCGUUACACCCCCCUUCUUUCGCCCAACCCACAUGGCUGAGUCUACGGUUGACCGAGUUGAAGGUGACGCUAGACCCCUCAGCUUCGAGGAAGGAUAGGAGUGCUGCCGGUAAAUCCGAUCCCGACGAGCUCCAAAGCCCCUCGGAGGAGGAACCGAGUCUGCGGCAAGAUGCAGCAGAUGACGUGACCCCCCCACGCAUAAGCAAGACAUGGAUGACUCUAAACCGCGUCAAGGAACAGGUGAAACGGCUGCACCGACAAAUUCAAUGGCUGAAGCUAGUGGACAUUGUCGCCGUCAAUACGACCAUCAAUUUUGUCGAAGCUGGGCAGAUUCAGAUCGGAACGGUCUCCUUAGCGGUCGACACAAGGCGUAAGAUGGUGGAUCGAGGAAAGGUGUUUCGCCGGAAGCCAGAGGAGUCGGGGGAACAGCGUCCCGCGGAGUGGAUAAUGAACGUGCAUAAUAUCCUGCUCGCUGUCGAGGGUAGUGAACCGAUUGAAGUCUUGGAUCAUCUGGGGUUGAAUAUUCACGGCAUGCUCCACCAAGGCCUUGAUGGCCUCCGGGAUACAUCCGUGGCCUUUAAAAUCGGGAGACUACAUAUUCCGUACGAUGAUCUGAUGGCCCUCACGCGACGGAUCAAACAGUCUCGCAAGCCCCUCUUUCCAGUCGAAGUCGCAGAACGCGGGGAUAAGGUUUCGUUGGCAGACUUCGUCGAGGAGUUGGACAAGCCUGGAAGCCGGGACGAUGCUAUUGUUCAGACUGUUGCAGCAUCAAAGGAAUUCGCGGGGUCGUUACUGCGCGGAAUCCAGGAAAUCCAGGUGGCAUUGAGCUUCUUCAGGCUCUCGAGGGCGAUCCAGCCCCCCUCCCCCGGACAGAGUUCCGUAUACCUUAAUGUUGUGUCCCAUGAAAUAGGCGUUGAUCUCCAUCGCAUGGAUCAAACCAGUCCCUCUCAUCGGAUGUACUUCCAGCGGAAUGAUAUCGCCCACCGUGCCCUCCUUGCGGCCAUCUCCCUCUCCGUGAGCCUAGACGACAGCUCGGGCGAAUCGGAUAAUAUUCUAUAUAUACCUAUGGCCACUACAACUAUAAAAACGACCUUACCCUCGAAAAUAAUCAGCUCCUUUGACGGCUCCAACCCAGAGGAACGGAAUACUAACAUCCUGUUCGCAAACCUCGUCAUUACGUCUCCUGCCAUUGACCUAGAGUCUCAACAUGUCUCUAGACUGUUGGUAUUGGCUCAAGCCAAGACGUCUGCUUCUCGUGGGAAGAAGAGGGAUAGUCGUCGACUCAUGUCUAGAUUACUGCCGAAAGCCAGUAUCAAACUUUCAGUUCAUGAGCCCGUUGUUCGAUUCGUCCUCCCGAUAUCAGAAACCUCCCCUGCUCCUGAAGAUGACUAUAACCUCCUCAUCUCCUCCAUCUCCUCCAUCUCCCUAGAUGUGGAAUCUUCGCAUUCAUCAGAGGGUGGUGCCCACUACUCUUUAUCAUCUAUCUACAGGGUUGCAUCACACAAGCUCUAUUAUCAAACACCUUCUGGGAUUAAGCAUAACCUUUAUUCCACCGAAAAUAUGGAAUUCAAGGUGCUUCUUAGUGCUUCGCCGGAAGUGUGUGUCAUAGCGUCGGGGACCUUAAAUACAUGUUCAGCACACAUGGUUAAUAGUGAAGUUAAUCGCGGCAUUCGACAAGUCAUUGAACAGUUCCAGGCGCAAAUGCAACCGAAGCAAAGAUAUCCCGUGUCGGUUGAAGAACGGAAGCCAAGGUUUUUGAGACGCCUGCCCCCUUGGCUGUCUCGUUUCCAAUUUGAAGCAACCGGAUUCAGCCUGGAAAUUGCCGGAGUUGAUACGCCGGUAUCAGAUGUCUCGCGAGGAGUGUCGUUACAGCUGGAAUCUUGGACAGCGGAUUACCGAGCCCAAAAGACUGAGCCAACGGUUGUGAGUGUUGUGAGAAGGCGCACCCCCAGUCACUCGACAAUUGGCGAUGAGUCGCCAUUUAGGUUCCCUCCAACCUCACCACCUAGGCAAGCUAAAACUGGUGCUGCGGAUGGGAGGCGAUUAGCCUUCCAUGUCCGUGGAUUUGAGGGGUUUGUUAUUGAAUCCGAAGACUACCUGGAAGCAGAGCCGUUUUUCUCUUUUCCAAGAUUUGAAGUGGCUUUUAGCACGUUGAGUGACCGUCUUGGACCCAUUUUCAACAUCAACUCCGUUCUCAAAGGGGUUUACCUCCAGUAUUCUCUCUACCGCUACUACUGUCUAGGUGUAGCAUUGUCUGUUCUCCAAGACGCCUUCUCAAAGCGAUCCCCAACUCCUGAGCGGACACAUCACCAGAAAGAUACGAAGGAGUUUCCAUAUUCUUCGGCACCGCGUGCUGCCUCACAGAGGGGUGAAAUUGUGACUGUGGACGUCAAAGCCACGGUUGUUCAACUGAAGACUUUUAUGCCUGCGGACCCGCCAAUGCUAUUCCAGUUUUAUGGCUUGACUGCGGGCCGUCAUCGCCUGUCUUCUCCAUUCGUGAGGGCUCAUCUAGUUCGGUUACACGCAGAAGCACCAAAGCUUAAAGGGGUUUGGGCGAGAAUCGUCAGUAUGAAUAACUUCCGCCUCGAUCUACGACAGAUGAAGUUAAAGCAAGGCGGCGACUUUGUGGAGGAAAAGUCAAUUGAUAUUUGGACCGAUUUUAUCCGAAUAGGAGUUCCUCAUCACCUGAUUAUGCACCGUAUUUUUGACAACUUCAUCAAUACCGCCAAAAGCCUCAAGCAGUUGCAUCACCGAUUCAAGAGUCACUCCCCGGAUUUCGUUUCCGUAAGGGACCCUGAAGAGCCGAAGAAAGUUCCCAAAAUAUCCCUGCGCAGCAAAGCUCUAUUAUUUGAGUUAGAGGAUGAUGCGUUUGAGUGGAAGUUAGGCUGCAUAUAUAGGACCGGUCUUCUCGAACAACGCCAAAGGCUAGCCCGAGAGGAAGCCUUCGAGCUCAAACUCCAAAAAAUUAAGGAGUGCGAUCAGCGACGAGCCUCUUCAAGGCUUCGCACUAGAUCUAGCCACCGAACCUUGCGUAGUGAGCGGGUUAGCCAAGAUACACGAAGAAGCAAGAGCGCUGAUGCAAACCCGCGAAACGAUGCACGCGAUGAUAAGCGCGGCCGGGCACGAAGAUUCCGCUAUGACGCCGAAGGCACAACCUGCUUGUCCAGUGAAGCUAAAGUCACGGGGGAGCAGGUUUGGUAUCGCCUGCAACAUUAUAAUGCACGAAGCUGGAAAUCGAAAAUUGACGCAGCUCUGCAAUUUCAAGGCUGCUCGAUCAAGGCUGUCCGCAAUCUUUUCUCGGGAGCCGAUGAACCCCCAGAUGACGUGCACGAAACGGAGACGGUGCUUUCUAUUCCAAACCGACCCGCCCUGAUGGCAGCUUUGAUUAGCGACCUCAGCUUGACUAUCGAUAAGCCAACGUUCCCUCUUGAGGAAUAUCCUGUAUUCCUACAUACGAUCGGCAAAGGAAUGCCCCUGGAUACUAAGUACGCAUUGCUUAUCCCAAUGAGCAUUUCAUUAGAUAUGGGUGAGGCACGUGUUAAUCUCCGUGAUUACCCCUUGGAUUUGUUACAUAUCCCGGCCUUGCGGCCGGGACAAUCACCAAGACUCCCAAGCUGGUGCCUUCGCACCAACUUCGUGAUUGCGGAAGAGUACAGGGAUUAUAAAUCGUCCAGGCAGGUAAGUGUGGAACUGGUUCCAUCAUCUGAGCUUGCCGAUGGGACUGUAAUAAGCCCUCCAUUCUCAAUCAAUGUCUGGCGGUCUGUGAGUCCCGUCAAAACUUACUCAGACCCCGUGUUUGAAAUCAAUACAAAUCUUCCAACCAGUAUCUCUUGGGGAAUGUCCUACCAGCCUGUCAUUCAGGACAUGAUGAAGAUUAUUGAGGGAUUUACGAAAACCGAAAUUGACCCUUCUGAGCGGGUUGGAUUCUGGGAUAAAAUCAGGUUAAGUUUCCACUCUCGAAUUCGGGUCGUAUGGAAGGAGGACGGUGAUGUCCACCUCCGCCUGAAAGGCUCUCGCGAUCCAUACGUGGUAACUGGGUUCGGAUGCGGGUUUGUCAUGUGCUGGCGCAAAGACGUCCAAUGGGACAUUCAUACCAGUGACAACCCGCAGGAAUUUAUGAGCGUGACAAGUGGCGAGUACGUUUUGGCCGUCCCAGACUACAGCCAUGAGGCUCGAUAUCUGGCCGAAGCAACGGCCGAAGAUCCGGACACUACCUCGAGCUCAAGUGAUCUGAAGAAUGCCGCUCUUUUCAAGAAGGUUAUCAUGAAGCUAUCUGGCGACGUCAAAUGGGCGGCAGGCCUGGUGUUUGAGCGCAAUCUCGAUGUUAACAAACGCUCGACGCACUUUAAACCCCAUUAUGAUGUGAUUUUGCAAAAUCCCAUCUAUGUCAAUGAUGAACAGAGAAAGGACUACGAUGCUUAUCGCGGAUUCCGAAGCAACCACAUUCAUCUAUCGGUUGCGGUCGUCGCUCCUGUCAGCCGAAAUUGGUCGGCAAAUUCCGCACAGCCGACCACGAGUUACAACACUGUCCAUCUAAGUCCCAGGUUCUUCACGCAUUUCUUCAGUUGGUGGUCGCUCUUCUCCGGAGUGAUGUCUUUGCCUGUACGGCAGGGACCACUUUGGCCGGGUAUUACAAAGACAAGCAAGAAGUUCAACCGGCACCUUGCCACUGUCAAGUAUAAAUUGCUUCUCGCUCCUUUGUUUGUAGCUCACAUCUACAAGCACAAGGACCCCGAAGACUACGCCGAAGAUGUAGUCACCGCUACGGGUCUCAAGGUGCGGCUGGACAGCCUCAAACUGGAUCUUCAUCAAAGACGUGAACAGAUCCAGACCCAAGCUAAAGGCAGACUGAAGCAAACCCAAGCGAGUGCGAUGCGCAUAAAUCGAGCCGAAGUGGAUUUACAAGCCGCCGACUUCAGAGCUGUCUCGGCAAGUAUUGAGGGAACGAGUCUGGAUGACAUUGAGACCAGAGAUGAUAUUCUUUCUUCCUUCCAGCAGCCAGUGCCGCUAGUUGAUAUGUCCCGCUUUACAAUUCCAGAUCAUAAUCUCGAUUGGAUUGACAUGGAUGACUUUGUGGAACUUGACUGGAUACUCCCGCAGGAGUCGAAUCCUCGAACACAGAUCCUGCCCUUGGCUUUCACACCACGCUUCAACUACUUCCGCCAGACAGAUCAUGGGAACAUAACUCCGGACCAAACCGGCUACAGUACCUUUGGGAAUGAGAACACCCACGAAUGUGUCAUGUCCGAGACUAACGAGCCCCGCCGAGUGCAAAUGGAUCUGAUUAGGAACCGACUUGAAACCGUCGAAGCCCAACUCCACGACUGCACCCGUGCAAUUGGCGAGCAGGAGCUUCAAAUGGCGAAGGAUAUCGAUCAUGAUCCUCAACUAAAGAUCCAGCACCGCGACUACCUGAAACAGGCGGAGUCGCUCACUCGCCGACGUACAUUCCUUACAGCCGGGCUUCACCGUCUCGAAAAGCAGCUGUUGCGGAGCAAGAGUUCUGAUUCAUAUCCAGGCGAAAACGCUUCUCGCGCCGGAGCUGAUUCGGAUUCGUCCAGCGAGGUCAAAGACACGGAAUUUGAAGGCUUGGACACAUCUCCUGGCGAUGACCUGCACGUUGAUUUCAACAAUCGGUUCAUGAUCCAUAGCAUCCAGCUCAAGUGGAACAAUUCCCUGAGAAAUAUCAUUCUCCGUUAUAUCCACCAGGUCAGCCAAAGGCGUGGUUUCGUGUACUACAUGUCGCGAAGGGCCGUCAAAUUCAUCCUUGACAUUGUUGAAGAACAAGGCAAAAGUCAAGGGAGCUAUUCGAAGCUGUUCAGAAGGGAUUCAAGACGGCCUUCCCUUGAUGUCCGUGAUGAUGACGACAGUGUCGAGGAUCGUAUUGAGCAGCUACUGAGUGAUGCCAAACGGUUUGUCAAUGCAGAGGAGCCGGAAUCUACGGACCAGAGGGAGGUACCAACAGUGCGGUCCGAUAGUUUUAGUGAAGACAUAUCUCCGGAAUAUACUGCCCAGAAUAGUUAUCACUUGCGCCUUAUUGCACCCCAGAUCCAGCUUCAGAGUGAGAAAAACUCCAAGUCAGUGCUACUUGUCGCCGCCAAAGGCAUGCAGCUGAAGGUUGUGUCUAUCCGGGACAAGGAGCGGGUUCUCGACGACGUCAGUGGUCUUGUUCAACGCCGUUUUACCCUCGACAUGGAUGGCGCUCAAUUCUUUGUCGCAACGCAAAAGAAUUUGAUGUCUCACUUGCAAUUUUAUGCAGGCAACAGAUAUGGCAACGCUCCAGGCUCCGCAUGGCCACCGUGGUUGACACUUGAAGCUAUGUUCGACUUUGAACUGAACCCGUUCGGAUUUUCAAGGAUUAUCCAAAAGACCUCCGCUAGCUUACGAUAUGACAAGUACAACAACCUCCGUCUCAAGUAUAAUGAUGAGGUCGCCAAAGCGCAGCCAGACCAUCAAGCCGGCCCCGAUGGUCAGGAGACUCGGAUGGAUCAAAUCAGGGUCGACUUUCCUCAAUUCCGAGCUAUUUGUGACUCGGCUGAGUAUUACACGCUGUAUAUUAUCGUGCUCGAUUUACUGCUUUAUAGCGAGCCGCUUGAGAAGGUUCGCAAUGAACGGCUGGAGAGGAUCAUGCUUACCUCUGAUUUUAGCGACCUCAGAGGAGCUCCCGAGAUGGUAUACAAGCUACAGUCCCGUAUACGUCAACUUGAGGAGAUCAAAGAACAUUUCCAAAUCCAUGCAAAGUACCUCGAUAGAAAAGGUUGGGAGGACCGCUUGGUACUUGAGAAGGACAUUGCCCGAUGCGAGGAUGAACUGUUCUUCUUGAUGAAGGCAAUCACAACAUCGCAGAGAAAGGUUGAACCGACCACGACUGGAGCCAAUGGAAUCUUGCGCUGGAACAUCUCCGCUAGCGAGUUCGUUUGGCACUUGAUGAAGGACGAGUCAGAGCCUUUGGUUGAGUUCCAGCUGAGGAACGCGGAAUACGACCGAACCGACAACAGCGAUGGAUCGAACCACAACCAAGUAGCAGUCGAACGUUUGUAUGGCUUGAACCUGCUGCCAGAUGCCAUUUACCCGCAAAUUAUCGUACCUUAUCUUGACCAGGCCCGGCGCCUCGAUGGGCCCGAUGACUACAUGAUCAAGGUCAAAUGGCACAUGCUGGAAGCAGUUGCCGGUAUCCCAGUGGUCGACAACUUUGAGGUUUCGCUUUUCCCUCUUAAAAUCCAAUUGGAACAUGAGCUUGGGCAGAAGGUCUUCGAGUACAUGUUCCCUAAUGUCGGGGGAAAUGCCUUUGAGAACGGUGGCUUCUCGCCUUUCAUGAUCAAGAACGUUCAGCCGUUGGAGGACUCGGACUCCGACGAACACUCGCACGUAGUUACCGCCGCCGGCGUUCCAGGAAACAGCGACCAAGUGGACGAAAGUAACCCCAAGGGCCAUGGUGCAAUCGAGCUGAGGCUGCAGCCUACGCUGUCGUUGACCGAAAAACCUCGCAUCCAGCACCGCCACACCCAUCUUAAGGGUCUUGCAAUGACGCCAAUCCACAAAGAUAACAACAAGCUCACCGAUCGCGCAAGACCUACCACAAGUAGUUCCCUAAUGAAGAAAAAGUCUGCCGACAGCCUGCGAGUUUUGGCGAGACAAGCUACCGAUAAAUCCUUCAAUAGCUCCAACACCAGUGUGAAUGAUGAGAAGAAGAAGUUUGCCCUAGGUCGGAUGGGUAAAGGGAAAGACAAGAAGAAUAUGGAUGACUUUUCACAAAUGAUGGCCCGCGCAUCGAAUUACAUGACGCUUGCCCACGUCAAAGUGCACGAUGUAGUUCUUUGCCUGAGCUACAAGGGCAAGGGCGACCACAACCUGGAGGACCUCCAUGACUUCGUUUUCCGGUUGCCGGUUCUAGAAUACCGGAACAAAACGUGGUCGAAUUUAGAUUUAGCUCUGCGGCUCAAGAAGGACGUGAUCAAGGCCCUUAUUUCGCAUGCACCGGCGAUCCUGGGCAAUAAGUUCUCGCACCACCGGCCAUCCAAACAACAGCUGCGACGGUACCGAGAGCUUGCAAACUCCAACCAAGUUUUGCACAAUCAGGACAAUGCAUCCAUCAUGGAGACGGGUCCAAGCUUCGCCAGUGCAGACUCCAACAGCGAGUUGUCGGAGUCACAAUCGCACCGAUCAUCUCCCCUGGCACGGUCAAACUCUUUGGGGUCUAGUAUGUUCAGCACUCAUGACCAGAACGGGUUGUUGUUAGACUCGCAUUCCGCAAGUGAAGUCGAUGUGGAUGCUCGCUGGGAGCAAUCGCGGAGAGUUGUCAAUCCUCCGGCGCGCCCCAUGACAUCUGGCACUGCAAUCCUACGCUCCGAGACAGUCCGCAAGUGGGAUUUUUCAGAGGACGGGUGA
Aspergillus ochraceoroseus IBT 24754 is the source of this 8577-nucleotide messenger RNA. Its product is annotated as FMP27 family protein. The coding region runs from base 1 to 8577 and encodes 2858 amino acids. NCBI's taxonomy places the organism in Eukaryota, Fungi, Ascomycota, Eurotiomycetes, Eurotiales, Aspergillaceae. The record is from RefSeq and is a predicted model, not a curated record. The transcript is spliced from 3 exons.